Molecule: messenger RNA, 766 nt
Organism: Guyanagaster necrorhizus
Lineage: Eukaryota; Fungi; Basidiomycota; Agaricomycetes; Agaricales; Physalacriaceae
Exons: 6
Coding region: 145-525 (126 amino acids)
Source: RefSeq, a predicted model, not a curated record
UUAUCUCUUAACUUUCGUAUUUGAGGCUCCUUCGACGGACACCAGACCUUGUUAUAUCGAGAGUCGGACGUGCAGUGCCCUUCGACCCGGACGUCACCCUUUGAGACCGUAUUUUUUUUUUUCAGUUUAUAGUGGCAGAAUCCAAUGGCCAACUGGGUGGAUUUAAUUGCUUUGCUCGUGACAGUAACCAUCUGUGGUGGUAUCGUAUAUGGGAUCCUUCACGCGUCGAGCUGUCUCUCGGCAAGCGUGGCCUCCACCAAGGCAAAGCUUCAGGAGAAGGGCUAUACUAUUUCGCAUACGGGAGUGUCAGUGAAAACAUCGAAACGAUUCUGUCGGGAGGACUAUGUUGAUGCAACUCAGAGGGGAGUCAUCAAGGCUAUGGGAGCAGCCAGCUUCGGGUCGUCACCUUCCGGCUCUCCCACGCUAUCGCCUCCGUUAAUGAAACGGAAUCCGUCGUCUGCUAGUGUGAACAGUCUUGACGAGAGAAAAAGGCGCGCUAUCUUUUCGCGAAACCGCAAGGAUUGAUGGCUACAUGACAUUUCGAAUCCCCAAAGCUCUGUGGGUGUGUAUCUAAAUGUGUACAUACAUUUCUCUGCGAUACGGACGAUCAAUAAUAUUCACAAACGGAUUUACAGCGGUCUCUAGACGCCAUAUUCAGGCUGUUUGGCUGUAGGCGCGAGGCAUGACAGAUUCGGCGUUCCUCUGAUUGACACGCUUGGUAUUAUGGACGUGUCACAGAGGGUUUAAAUAUUUUUUGCUUUUUGCC